Molecule: messenger RNA, 1020 nt
Organism: Truncatella angustata
Lineage: Eukaryota; Fungi; Ascomycota; Sordariomycetes; Amphisphaeriales; Sporocadaceae
Product: ketoreductase
Exons: 4
Coding region: 1-1020 (339 amino acids)
Molecular function (GO): oxidoreductase activity, acting on the CH-OH group of donors, NAD or NADP as acceptor
Source: RefSeq, a predicted model, not a curated record
AUGGACGCAGGUGGAAGUGGUUUCAUUGCUUCGCAUAUCACAGAAGCACUUCUUCGUAGUCGGUAUAAUGUCGUUGUGACUGUACGAUCAGAGGAGAAGGGCCACAAGUUGAAGAAGUGCUAUGAAUCAGAUGGCAAUGCAGCACGUUUUGACUUCGUGGUCGUCAACAACAUAAUUGAAGAUUCCGCUUUUGACGAGGCCGCCAGGGCCCGACAAUUCCAUUAUGUGAUCCAUACAGCCUGUCCCUACCAUUUCAAUAUCCAGGACCCUUUGAAGGACUUCUUGGAACCUGCUGUAAGAGGCACGGUAGGAAUCCUCCAUUCGGUGCGCAAUCAUGCACCCACUGUUAAACGUGUGAUCUUACUUUCGUCUUCCGCGACGAUACUGAAUCCUUCCAAUCACUCCAAGGUAUAUGAUGAGACUAUGCACGGCACUACGUCUUGGAAAGAGGCCAUGGACCCGCGGCUGGCAUACCGAGCGAGCAAGAUAUACGCAGAGAGCGCAGCCUUUGACUUCAUAUCGAUCGAAAAGCCGACCUUUGAUCUCGUUGUGCUCAACCCGCCUCUAGUGUUUGGCGCGGCACCCAAACACAUUGUCAGCCCGGAAGACCUCAACACGUCAAACGAGCGCAUCCGCGACAUGGUCAUGGGCUGCUUUCGCGAGACACUACCACCAACUGGGCCUGUAUACCUCUUUGCAGACGUACGUGACGUAGCUGAGGCACACGUGAAGGCGCUCGAGGCGGGUGCCGAGGCCGGGGGGCAACGUUUUUUCAUCGUGGGUGGACAUUUCUCGAACAAGCGUCUCGCGGAUGCAGUGCGAGCCUGCCGCCCUGAGUUAGGGCGUGUAUUGCCUGACGUGAAUCAGGCUGAGGAUGACAUGCCAAAGGAUGUAUAUGGGUUUGACAAUUCCAAGUCGCGGGAGGUGUUGGGAUUGCAGUAUACGGGAUUAGAGGUCUGCGUUAGGGAUACCGUGGAGUCUAUUUUGGCGAUUCAGAAUACUGGCGAUGGUUUUCCUUGA